AUGCUCGACACGGAGACGGUGCAGGGAGACCUCGGCUGGGUCGCCUUCCCUCCUGACGGGUGGCAGCCCGCGAGUGGCCAGGGCCCCCGGCGCUUGUACCAGGCGCAGUGCGGCCCCGCCGCGCCCCGCCAGGACAAGUGGCUGCGCACCGACUGGGUCCCGCGUGGCGACGCUCUCCGCGUCUUCCUCGAGUUUACUACCGUGAGUCGGACGACACCGGAGACGUCCCCCGCCGGCGUCUUCGCGGACGACGAGCGGCGGCUCUUCUCCAAGGUCGACUCGGUCGGCUGGGACAGGUCGGAGGCCGGGGAGACCACGGCGUCGUGCGACGUGGGGCCCCUCUCCCGGGGCGGCCUCCGCCUGGCGUUCCGCGACACGGGGGCCUGCGCCCAGGCUGCUGUCCGUGCGACUCUUCCACAGGCCUGCGCCCGGCGCUGGCGCUCGGACUCGCCGCGUUCCCCGACGCGCCGGCCGCCGGCGACGGGCGCCCCGUCCCCCCCCGUGGUGCGUGUCCAGGCGGGGAUCGUCUCGGAAGACUCCGUCCUGGUGACCUGGCUCGAGCCAGAGCAGCCCAACGGCUUCAUUCUGGACUACGAAGUCACAUGCUACGAAGAGCGAAGUGAGCAGCAAGUGGUCAUCUGGGCCGCCGCGGUGUCCGCCCUCCUCGCGGGUCUGCUGCUCAUCGCUGCCUCUUUCAUCAUGCGUCAAGAAGAGGCUCUACAUCGCCCACACGACUACGACUUGCCCAUGACGCUCUCCCGCGAGUUCGCCAAGGAAAUCGACGCUUCGCGAUCAAACUCGGACACGUCAUCGGAGAGAGUUUGGCAGGUGCGCAUCGGAUACCUGAAGCGUGAGGGCAGCAGCGGAGGGGCAGCGACGGUGAGCGUGGCCGUCAAGACGCUGAAGGGCAGAUCCGACGAGCAGCAGCAGCAAGACUUCCUGUGCGAGGCGAGCGUCAUGGCGUUCGACCAUCGCAACAUCGUCCGCCUGGAGGGCGUCGUCACCAAGAGUAAACCCGUCAUGAUCAUCACCGAAUUCAUGGAAAACCAUUCCUUGGAUGUGUUCCUCAGGAAGAAGAAGGGCGACUUGCUGUUGCCCCAGCUGGUGGGGAUGCUGCGGGACGUGGCAUGCGGCAUGCGGCACCUGUCCCGCGUGGGCUACGUGCACCGAGACCUGGCCGCCCGCAACGUGCUCGUCAGCGGCGAGCUCACGUGCAAGGUGUCCGACUUCGGACUCUCGCGGAUGCUUCUGCCGGACGACCACUCCGAGGCGGUGUACACCACCCGGGGGGGGAAGAUCCCCAUCCGCUGGACCGCCCCGGAGGCGAUUUCCCAGCUCAGGUUCACGUCGGCAAGCGACGUGUGGAGCUACGGCGUCGUCAUGUGGGAGGUGAUGACACACGGCGAGCGGCCAUACUGGGACAUGAGCAACCGGGACGUGCUGGAGGCAGUGGAAGGUGGCUGGCGACUGCCACGUCCCAUGGGAUGCCCCAUGUGUCUCCGUCGCCUCAUGCUGAGCUGCUGGCACGCGGAGAGCUCCUGCAGGCCCUCGUUCACCCAGCUCGUCACCGCCGUCACCGACGCGCCGCACUACAGUUUCUCGUCCGCGGUGGCGGUGGCCUCCACACGCCGCGGCGACUUCUCAACGUCGACGACGCCGCCGCCGAUUCUUCCACCACCUCCUCCCACUGCGUCUUAG
Lethenteron reissneri (Far Eastern brook lamprey) is the source of this 1698-nucleotide messenger RNA. RefSeq names its product ephrin type-A receptor 5-like. Gene Ontology annotation, biological process: protein phosphorylation; axon guidance; ephrin receptor signaling pathway. The record is from RefSeq and is a predicted model, not a curated record. Gene Ontology annotation, molecular function: ATP binding; transmembrane-ephrin receptor activity; protein binding. NCBI's taxonomy places the organism in Eukaryota, Metazoa, Chordata, Hyperoartia, Petromyzontiformes, Petromyzontidae. Gene Ontology annotation, cellular component: plasma membrane; dendrite.